GCUGCUGCGGAUGCGGAGCUGUCCGCGGGGUGGGCAGCGUCGCCGCCUCCCCUGAGCCGCCUCGGUCCGGCAGGAGCGGAGCCGAAGCAUCCCUUGCUGCACGCAGGGCAGAGCAGGCGAGGGCUGGGGGCCGAUCGGGGACCCCGGCAUCUGGCAGUUUCCUUGCAGGUUCGACUUUAAUUUCCAAGAUUGCACCCCUCCUCCUCUAGCCCAGAUCAUUUAUCCUCCCUCCGGCCUGGGCUGCUGGAUGCAGCGGCGGCUGGACUUGGUCCCAGGAGCAGGGAGAGUGCGCUCCCGGCCCUCCUAGCCGCGUGCCCGGGCCAUGGUGCGGCUGAGCUCCGCGCUUGGGUGAGGCGGCGGCGCGGCUUGGAGCCCGGCGGACCGGUCCUACGGGACAUCUUUCCCUGAGGAGGAGUCUUCCCCUGGGGCUGCGUGCCGGGGGCGAGCAGCGGCCGCGAUGUUCAGCUGGCUGGGUACGGACGACCGCCGGAGGAAGGACCCCGAGGUUUUCCAGACGGUGAGUGAGGGGCUCAAGAAACUCUACAAGAGCAAGCUGCUGCCCUUGGAAGAGCAUUACCGCUUCCACGAGUUCCACUCGCCCGCCCUGGAGGAUGCCGACUUCGACAACAAGCCCAUGGUUCUGCUGGUGGGCCAGUACUCCACUGGGAAGACCACCUUCAUCAGGUACCUGCUGGAACAGGACUUCCCAGGCAUGAGGAUUGGGCCCGAGCCCACCACAGACUCCUUCAUUGCAGUGAUGCAGGGAGAUAUGGAGGGGAUCAUCCCUGGGAACGCCCUGGUGGUGGAUCCCAAGAAACCCUUCAGGAAACUCAACGCCUUUGGCAACGCCUUCUUGAACAGGUUCGUGUGUGCCCAGCUACCCAACCCUGUGCUGGAGAGCAUCAGCGUCAUCGACACACCAGGGAUCCUCUCCGGGGAGAAGCAGAGGAUCAGCCGGGGGUAUGACUUUGCAGCUGUCCUUGAGUGGUUUGCCGAGCGGGUUGACCGCAUCAUUCUGCUCUUCGAUGCCCAUAAACUGGACAUCUCUGAUGAGUUCUCAGAAGUCAUCAAAGCCCUCAAGAACCAUGAGGACAAGAUGCGGGUGGUGCUGAACAAAGCUGACCAGAUCGAGACGCAGCAGCUCAUGCGGGUGUAUGGGGCCCUCAUGUGGUCCUUGGGGAAGAUCGUGAACACCCCAGAGGUGAUCCGGGUCUACAUCGGCUCCUUCUGGUCCCACCCCCUCCUCAUCCCUGACAACCGGAAGCUCUUUGAGGCUGAGGAACAGGACCUAUUCAGGGACAUCCAGAGUCUGCCCCGAAAUGCUGCCCUGCGCAAGCUCAAUGACCUCAUCAAAAGGGCCAGGCUGGCCAAGGUCCACGCCUACAUCAUCAGCUCUCUGAAGAAGGAGAUGCCCUCAGUGUUCGGGAAGGACAACAAGAAGAAGGAGCUGGUGAACAACCUGGCCGAAAUCUAUGGCCGGAUCGAGCGGGAGCACCAGAUCUCACCUGGGGACUUCCCCAACCUGAAGAGGAUGCAGGACCAGCUGCAGGCCCAGGACUUUAGCAAGUUCCAGCCGCUGAAGAGCAAGCUGCUGGAGGUAGUGGAUGACAUGCUGGCCCACGACAUUGCCCAGCUCAUGGUGCUAGUGCGCCAGGAGGAGUCACAGCGGCCCAUCCAGAUGGUGAAGGGUGGAGCGUUCGAGGGCACCCUGCACGGCCCCUUUGGGCAUGGCUAUGGGGAGGGGGCUGGAGAAGGUAUCGAUGAUGCUGAGUGGGUGGUGGCCAGGGACAAGCCCAUGUACGACGAGAUCUUCUACACCCUGUCACCGGUGGAUGGCAAGAUCACAGGCGCUAAUGCCAAGAAGGAGAUGGUGCGCUCCAAGCUGCCCAACAGUGUGCUGGGCAAGAUCUGGAAGCUGGCCGACAUUGACAAGGAUGGCAUGCUGGAUGAUGAGGAGUUUGCACUGGCCAACCACCUCAUCAAAGUCAAGCUGGAGGGGCACGAGCUGCCCAACGAGCUGCCUGCCCACCUCCUGCCCCCGUCCAAGAGGAAACUUGCCGAGUGAUGGGGGUGGGGGGACAUUCAGAUGGGCAAGUGUUAGAGGAGGAGAUGGGAGCAGUGACUACACACACACAUACACGCACACACAUGAACACACAUGCACACACACAUGCGCAGAUCUUGACAUUGCUCUGUAGGUAAGAGAGGACCAUGAUGCCCACGUUUGCAACUGAUACUUGUUUGGGCACACCUCCAAGUUCUCGAGAUUAGUAGAAGGACAAGAGCACUCCCAGGCCCCAGAGUCUAAGCCUGAGUCUUCAUCCCUUUACCCCCCUCAUCAGCCACUCCCCAGAGAUGAGACCUGAGGCAAUUCACUUGCCCGUGCAGAUGGCCCACCCACCUCCAGAUUCCCCAGUGCCUCCACAUGUGGGCUCUGAGCAGAUGGAAAAGACUUUUCGUUUAGUAGACAAUUCACUUCUUUUUCUGUGCUUCCCAUACCUGCUUUGGCUUCCUAAUAAGAAAUCCAUUCAGGAGCCAGGAGAUCUGAGGGCAUGGGGACAGCUGCAGGGAGGAGAGGUGAAAGAGGAAGCGUCUUCUAGAGACAUUGGCCCAGGAGCUCUGUUCUUUCCUAAUCUAAGCCUCUGUCUUCUUUGGCAAACCUUGCUUUGAACUCUGCCAGUAUUUCAUUUUAAAGAAUCCCAGAGCAGGAGAGAAAAGAGAAAAAAAUUGGUAGAAAGAAUGAGGAAACUGUCCUGUAGUCUCCUGGAAACCAGUCAAGGUGGUUUUAGUCCAUAGAUUUUGUUAGAUGUUCUUUCCACCUGGCCUGUGAUGUUUAGAUGUUCAUACUUGACUCACAUUUACCCAGCCCCUCCUGCGUGCCAGGAGCUAUGUUAGGCACUUUAUAUACAUUAUUCUAUGUGGCCCUCACUGAUGUCCCAGGUAAGUAUGCAUUAGCCUUCCCAGUUUGCAGAUGAAGAGGCUGAGUAGCCUCAGAAGGGUUUAGGCAACCUAUUGAAACUCACAGAAGUCACAUGUGAUGGAGAGAGGAUUUAAAGCCAGGGCCUCAGACCCUCACACGCUUCUCUGUGCUAUGACGUGUGCAGGAUCCCAGCAUUGAUACCCAGUGACAAACUAUGGAGAACAACAAAGCAUGCAGGACCCCGGCAGCCUCCCAGGACAGGCUGGCAAGGGAGGAGGGCUGGCCAGCACUUGGUAGGCCAUCAGUCUGGCCAUCUGUCGUGUCACAGAAGCAAACCGUGCCUUCUGGCUCUGCGCCCCAUAUUCCCAGCAUCAUAGACAUCCAACAGCACCAGCAGGAGAGUGGGCUGGCCUGCUGGAUGCUGUUCGUGCCUGUCCCUGCUCUGCCUCCCACCCAGUUGCCUGAAUCAUCCCAGCUCAGAUGCAGCCACUGUCUCUUGUCAAGUGGGACCUCAUGCUAAUUCUCAGAAGGCUAACUUGAGAGGUCUGGGGCCUUGUUCCCUAGAGGGUCCCCAGGGACUCUGCAGUGUCCUUCGCAAAUCCCCACUGUACUCCAUGCCCUACAGCCUCCUCUAUGGUCUCUCCCCUGGCUUGCUUCAUGGCCAUUGAACCAGUCACUUUGUAUGCUAUGUUCCUACUGUGAUGGAAAACUAAAUGACUAUAACUUAUUUUAUAUCCAUAUUCAGAUUAUAUAGAGAAUAUUCUAUGUAUCUAUGAUGUGCUUACUACUGCAGUGCAUUUGUCAUUAGUCUUCAUGUUAAUACAGUACAUUUAUUCUUUGGUACCUGCCUGGCCACAGAGCAUCAUUCAAUGGAGGCUGAGGGAGAGGGACUGGGUUCUUACUUGGGGUUCCUGGUGGAAUCUUUGGCUGGAAAGGGCUCACUGGUGCCACCCAAUGGCUAGCAUCUACAACCAGCUUCCCAGCGGGCUGGAGUUUCUCUAGGCCCAGUGACCAACCCAGGCGAAGCUGGUGGAGCCACAGCUCCCUGACCCUCUGGAGUGAAGAUGUUCCCCUAGCCCCUGGGCUUCCUUCUGCAAGCACAUGUUUCUCUUUCACAUGAAGUGAAGGACAGACAAAGGCCAGGCAAAGGGGUCUCUCCUGCUAUGGAGAAAACCCUUGAGUGCCAAGUACAGGUUAGGGACCAUUUCUCAGCUCCACACCUUUCUUUGAGCUGAAGGAGAAAUGGGAAGGAAAUAGCAGAGGUAGGCGAAGUUCCUGUCUUUUUAUUUUAUAGGAAAGGGAGAUAUCUGUUAGCCCCUUUCUUCACCGCCACUUGGACACACAUGUCACUUUCCUGCCCUUCUCCAUACACUGCCUCUCUUCCCUCUCUUCUUGAAGUCUCCACCCAGGAGAGAUCUGCGAGGUGUGGGAAUUCCAUGUUUGCACAACUCCCAUCUCCCUGGAAAGAGGAACUGAUGUUUCAGGGGACAGAUGUGGGUCACUUUCCCGGGCAGUGCCCUCUGGCCUUGCUGCCUUGGCUUCCUGACCCCUUUCAGGUUUCAGGGGCCUGGGAGCUCUCAUGCCUCGCCCAGGAAACAUUUAAUAGGAGAGCAGAGACAUGCCAUGUCAGCCCCGCAGACAGGAAUUUCUAGAGCACUUGUCCUGUUCCUUGCCCCCACCUUACUCAGUCUGGGCCAUGGAAUCCAUCCAAUAAACACAGCAACACCCUAUGCUACUGACCAAGCAAAGCUUGCCCCUGGUACCAGAGAGCUAAACCAUGACCAAAGUGUGACACGAAUGUAACCGAAACGUGGGUUAGUUGCUGAAUGUACGCAAAGUCCCAUGGACAAGAGUGAGGUCUGAUACCAAUAAAGUGAAUGUAUUCC
Molecule: messenger RNA, 4806 nt
Organism: Chlorocebus sabaeus (green monkey)
Lineage: Eukaryota; Metazoa; Chordata; Mammalia; Primates; Cercopithecidae
Gene: EHD3
Product: EH domain containing 3
Biological process (GO): endosomal transport; endocytosis
Cellular component (GO): cytoplasm; plasma membrane
Molecular function (GO): calcium ion binding; GTP binding; protein binding
Source: RefSeq, a predicted model, not a curated record